AGUAAGCGAGGAAAAUAUAUGAAAAGGGUCCAAAAUAUGUAGGGGUCCAAUUCAAGUUGGUUACCCUAAUACUUUAAAGUUAGGAAAUACUUCCGGCGAAUUGACAUUGAGUGCGAACAUGUGAAGUUUUUCUUAUGCUAAUUAUUGCGUGUACAUUUGAGCUAAUCAUGCCAUUACCACAGUUGCGUAUCCUCAAACAGAUGGCCCUUGCUAUGCCAAACAAGGUACACACUUCCCAUCACCCUUUUAUCAGUUCCAGUUCCAGCUAAGUAUUUACCUUUAUCCACUUUGAAGUCUCUCCCAACCUCUGUUUGAGUUGCAUCAAUGAUAUCGAAAACAGAUGCAGUGAUUUGAUUGCAGCAGUUCACCGUAGACGCACGAUGCACCGUUCCCGAGCAACGUUUCGUGAAUUUCUGGUAGCUGGUGUUGCCACCAUCUCGGCCAUGAUCAUGGGCAUAGCACUGGGGUGGCCGUCGCCCAUGUUCAAGAAGCUCACCGAGGAGAGCCUUUCGGACAAUCCCAUCGGUAAGGUCAUCGUCGAGAGCGAACAGUCCUGGAUCAACUCGGUCCUGGCGAUUGGUGGCUUCUUCGGACCGUUCGCCGCUGGGUUCCUGGCCGAUCGACGAGGUCGAAAGCUUACGUUGCUGCUCAGUGCAAUGGUGCACGUCGUCGGUUGGAUUGUGCUGCUAACGGCCUAUUCGGCUGCGAUGAUGAUAGCUGCGCGGAUCGUGCUGGGCUUUGGCAGUGGCUGUAUUCUGGUUACGCUCCCGAUGUACGUCGGCGAGAUUGCCAGCGAUCAGUAUCGAGGCAUUUUGGGAUCUUUCCUACAGAUUGGACAGACGGUUGGUAUCCUGUACGUUUACUGCAUCGGUCCGUACGUGGGAUACUACGCCUUCCAGUGGAUCUGCUGUGCAGUGCCGUUACUCUUCUUAGUUGUCUUCGGUUAUAUGCCGGAAACGCCACACUACUUUGUAUCCAAAGGGUUAUAUCAGCAAGCUGCGGUUUCGUUGAUGUAUCUCCGGGACGCUUCAGCCGAUGAAAUUCAACCCGACCUGCUAGCAAUCAAGAAGUUCCUACAAAAGGAUGAACAUAUCCAGAGCACCAACUCUCUGAAGAGCCUGUUCACCCAGCGGUCCAACCUGAAAGCGCUGACUAUCAGCUUCUGUCUGAUUUCGCUCCAACAGUGGACCGGAAUCGAUUGCAUCCUCUCGAACAGUGAUCUUAUCUUCGAGAAAGCGCAAAUAUCGCUAUCGGCAGAUGUGUCCACCAUUAUCAUGGGGGCGAUUCAAGUGGUUUGUUGUUGUGUGACGCUGCUGUUUGUGGACCGCGUCGGUCGGAAACCGGUCCUGAUGAGUUCCGCCUUGGGACUUUCAGUUGCACUGACCUUGCUGGGAGCCUUCUUUAUGAUGGAGCAAAUGAACGUGGACUCGAAGUACAUCGGGUGGAUUCCCUUGACGGGCAUGCUGGGGUUCAUAGCGAUCUUCAACUUUGGCUUCGGGCCGGUACCGUGGGCGAUAGCUUCAGAGAUUUUCGCACACGAUGUGAAAGCCAUUGGAAACACGAUCAACGUGUCCGUUUCGUGGAUUUUGGACUUUCUGGCGUUACGAUUCUUCCUGUUGAUUAGCGAAUCGUUCGGCUUCGAGUGGGCCUUCUGGAUGUUUGCGAUCAUCUGUGCGGUGGCCUUCGUGUUUACAAUGUUCUGUGUGGUGGAGACGAAAGGAUUGAGCCUGCAGGAGAUUCAAGAACGGUUGGGGAGAGUGUCGAAGCACGUGGAGGAUGCUGGAAGGGAGUCGUCGUUACAGUAAAGUUUCGAUCUUUUGAUGAUGAUGAUUUCCGUUUUUGUGGGUUCGAGAACAAAGUCACUUAAC
Molecule: messenger RNA, 1868 nt
Organism: Ochlerotatus camptorhynchus
Lineage: Eukaryota; Metazoa; Arthropoda; Insecta; Diptera; Culicidae
Product: facilitated trehalose transporter Tret1-like
Exons: 3
Coding region: 381-1805 (474 amino acids)
Biological process (GO): transmembrane transport; carbohydrate transport
Cellular component (GO): membrane
Molecular function (GO): sugar transmembrane transporter activity
Source: RefSeq, a predicted model, not a curated record